GCGCUGAUUAGCUAGUAGCUCAGACCCUGACAACUGACGGCUGUAGAAGACGUAGAUCAUUUAUCUGUAGUGUAAGUUUAUUUAGGUAUACACAAAUACAGUUACAAAGAUUAUCAUACAUAGUAUAAUUGAGCAGCUGUAUCGCUGUGUUGUGGAGAGCUUCAGCAUGCAUGGAAUAGGAAAAGUUCCAGAUGAGGUUGGCCAUCUUAUUCUGAGUGAAGAUGGUGCCAUCAUUGCUUCUGGUGGAGAGCUAGAAAAUGCUGAACAGAUAGGAGCUACUGUCAUGAGUCUACUGUCAUGCACCAGUAAGGCACAACUAUGGCCAAGUGAUUCGGCAGAUGCCUUUAAAAAGAUAUCAAUAACAUACCCGGACCACAGCUAUGUCAUUUGCUUGUCCAACAAAAACAUCCAUGUCGUGAAAAGAAAGUUUGUUCCUCACGAACCUCUUAAAGUUUGAAGGAUUCUUACAGUCUAUAGCUCUAUAGGAAUUAAUUUGAAUUAAAUAUAUAUAGGUAAAUUUAUUUUUAUUAAAAAGCAAUAAAUCAGUUUAGUAAAUAAAGUAAUAAAAAUAGAAGCUUUAAAUGAAUGGAGUCACUAAUCAUAAGCAGUGGGAAGCUAUAAUGUAUUUAGUUUUUAAAUGAAGCCUUCAAUAACCCCAACACAAGUUUAGUUCUUUCUUUGAGUAUGUACGUAUAUAAUACAUGUUCAGCUAAACAGAUUUGCUAGUGAACGAGAAUUGGGGGAAUGGCUGUUCCCAUAAUCCAUCCAUUGUUUCACUUAUAUUUUAUUUAAGUUUGACGUUAAGAUUAUUGUGAUGUUCAUGUUUUUUAAGUCUGUUACAUCAGUUACUUAAAUAUACCUCUUUCGUAAAC
Molecule: messenger RNA, 872 nt
Organism: Cherax quadricarinatus
Lineage: Eukaryota; Metazoa; Arthropoda; Malacostraca; Decapoda; Parastacidae
Source: RefSeq, a predicted model, not a curated record